AUGACCAGCACAUCAUCAACUCCAUACCUGGAUGCUCUUCGACGAGAUGGCUUUGUGAAGAUACCCAACUUGCUGUCACCUCAACUUCUUCUGGGCUUGAAAGGAGCGAGUAAAUAUACCACAGACCGUGCAAGGCGAGGUCAGUGGCCGUAUGUCCGUACCGUCCCUAAACAAUACCCACCGUGGCAAGAAUGGCAGUCCGGGGACAACAUCUGGGGAAUCCAACACCUGCUGCACCCAGACAUGGGAACCAGGGACACUUUCGCCGAGGUAUAUUUUUCAGAAGAAGUUCUCUCUGUUGUCAAAGAGCUACUCGGACUGAAAGAUGAUCCUCACGGUGAUGAGGAAUUGGUGAUGGAGCUUUUCAAUCUGCUCGUCAGUCCUGCCGACAAUCAGGACUUUGAAUUGUGCUGGCAUCGAGACGAUAUCCGGCCAGAUGUAACCCCUGAAGAAGAAGAGAAACAGCUCAAAGAGAAGAGUCCUGGUGGCCAGCAGCUGCAUGCUCAAUACAAUAUUGCACUGUUCGACGAUGCCUCACUUAUCGUUGUGCCGGGGAGCCAUCGGCGUGUGCGCACCGAAAGGGAACGAAAUGCCGGGCCAUACGAGACAAACUUACCCGAUCAACUCUUGGUUGAAUUGGGACCCGGUGAUGCAGUUUUCUAUGAUAGCAAUAUCCUGCAUCGAGGAGUGUAUAAGGGUAUUGACGCCUCUCAGGAGUUAGGCAGGAUGACUCUACACGGCUCGGUUGGUCUGGCCGGCCAUAACACUGAGCGAGCAAGGCAGGUACUGCAACAUGCCGUUGGUGAUUGGGUUGGGAGGGCACAAUUUUCCAUGGAAGGGCCAAAAGGCCGUCGAGCUGAGGCCAUGAGAACGAGACUGGUGGCGAUGGGUACGGGGGAAAGCCUGGGUUACUCACUCGUUGGUUAA
Exophiala spinifera is the source of this 927-nucleotide messenger RNA. RefSeq lists its product as uncharacterized. Bases 1 to 927 code for a protein of 308 amino acids. The record is from RefSeq and is a predicted model, not a curated record. The transcript has a single exon. NCBI's taxonomy places the organism in Eukaryota, Fungi, Ascomycota, Eurotiomycetes, Chaetothyriales, Herpotrichiellaceae.